Molecule: messenger RNA, 3899 nt
Organism: Linum trigynum
Lineage: Eukaryota; Viridiplantae; Streptophyta; Magnoliopsida; Malpighiales; Linaceae
Source: the annotation of a GenBank genome assembly
CCGAGAUUUGCUUGAAGAAGAGUGAGACAGUUGAAAAAGAGGUUGAAGCAGAGGAAGUGAGAAUUGAAGAAGAGGAAGAUCUUAAUUGUUCCCAAGGGGAGGAACAUAUUUGGGAAGAAGGAAGGGAGGGUUUUUUUUUUUUUUUUGAAUAACGGAAGGGAGGUUGAAGAUGCAAAUGGUGUCCAAUACGAGGACAAAGUCAUGGUGGAUGAAGCUUCUACAAGUUACAAGUGCCACAAAAGCUUUCUACCCAACCUUGAUGCACUUUUAGCAAAGGACCCUUUUGCGGUUUCUCUUCGCCAAGCCGAGGUCAAACCAUCAUCAAUCCCUCUUGAUGGAUUCAAUGAUGGUCAAUCAAGAUUGCAUUACAUGGUUUGGGACAAAGAGAAGAAUGAAGAAGGAAAGAAGAAGAGGUCUCGCGGGUGGAGCCUCAAAUGUAACCAAGUUCACGACCCGUUACCAUCACUUUUCACAUCAUAUGCUAGGGACUUGAGACACCACAUCACCGACAAGAACCUCAACUUCAAAGAGGUUUUGGGAUGGACCAAAACUUGAGCAUCACCAUCCGACUCAUGACGCAAAAGAAGGGAAUAGGUUAGGGCGAUUACUCAAUUUUGAGUAAUCACGGUGGCUACCAACAUCUAUACCAUUCAUUAUCUUUAUUUUAUUAUAUUUUUAAAUUAACGAUUAAGAUUAGCUAAGGGUAAUUUAGGAAAUGAAAAAACAUACCACACCUGAUUACUCUAUAUAUUAUACUCAAACCCUAAUACAACCCUACAACCGCCGCCGUCUCUCCCUUCUCCCACAACCGCCGACGUCUUCUCCCUUCUCCCCUCCUCCCUCGGACCACCCCAACCCCAGUACAGCUCUCAACCGGACCGACCCCCCCCCCCCCCCAAACAAGCAUCAAGUGUUCUUCCUGUUAAAUAUAAAUGAAUGCCAACGUUGGCAUCUAAUACUACUAGUCUACUACAAAAGGACUUCUCCAUUUCUUUAUUCGCCAGAGAGAAUUAGGCCAAUACGAUGGAAUUUUACCAAAUGGGAUUGUAACCAUUAGACACUUAAUGGCCGGGUUGAGAUACCGUCACUUCCCUUUAAGGGUUGUGAGAUGCGCUACCCUCCUCCCAGCCAUUAGAUUCAUUAUCUCUCCUUCUUUUUUUUGAAUGGAAGAAGGAGAUUAAUCAAGGGGUAUAUUUGGACGAAAAAAAUAACCACAUCAGAUUUGUCUCCCCUAAUAACUCUACAUAUUCCUCUCCUCUCUCUUUCUCUAACCCUAAUAGAUCCAUCAUCUUCUUCUCUCCUCUCAUCUUCUGCCGCCAUCACCAUCUCCUUAUCUCCUACGUCCAGCCACCAUCGCCGCCGGUGCCCCCUCCGCAGCCCUCCCACAACUCUCAACCCCCUGUCGUGCCCUUCGUCUCCCCCUUCCUCCGCCUCCCACCACCACCGCCAUGAGGUCCUCGUCGCAAUCAUCCACCUCCCUCAUCCCAUGCCGCCACCGUCGUGCCUCCUCUCCUUGCCUCUUGCGGUGUGAGAAAGCAUAUUUCCUCUCCUCCCUUUGUUUUUCAGAUCUGCGAGUUUUGGAUUUUUAGAUCUGGUUUUUUUCUAGUGGUUUUUUUCUGAUAGUGGUACUAGAUGUAGUGGUACGCUACCACUACCAUCUUGUAGCAAGUAGCGGUAUCGUACCACUAUCUUUUGGUACCUGGUAGUGGUAGCGUGCCACUACCAGGUAAUGGUACUAAAUGACAGUGGUACUCUACCAGCUACCAGGUGGUAGUGGUACCAGUGUAGCAGUAGCGUACCACUAGCGCACUGAUGGAGCGAUAAUUGCAGGUGGCCGGAGUGAGUCUUAUUCAAGGAUUUCGCCGGAGAAAGUAUGUCGGCCGCAAAGUCAGCCAGUUGGAGUGUUGUGGCUGCUAGAAAAGGAAGAGAGAGAUAGGAAGAGAGAGAGUAAUAUUUAUUGUAGGAUUUAUAUUUAAAAAAGCAUGUAUUUAAUAUGGGUUUUUAAUUCACAAUCUGUAAUUAAUACAAAACACUACUAGAAUUACCACUUAUAGCUACGAAGUAUUGCCAUGAACAAUCCUAUUGUAACUAAUAAAAGCUAAUAACUACGUAAAUUGUUUCCCGUAGCUAUUGACAAAAGUUUUAGCUACAAUUUUCUUUACUUGUGGCUAUUUUGGUAUUUUGCUUUAAAUUUGGAGGAGUAUGGCAAGUUAGCCAUACAUUUUCAAGCUUUGCUAUUCCAUCGUAGCUAAUUAUUGUAUUUAGUUACAGAUGAUACUUCCUUCUGGCAACAAUAAUUAUAACAUCCAACUUUUAGCUACAAAAAGCAAGAUUGUAACUGUUUCAAUGAUAAUUAGCUAAGAAUUUCAAAGUGACGUAGUUAAUGUUUUUAUGAGCUUGCUCAACGAUGUCAUAUAUCCACAAAAAUGAUAACAUUAUAUAGGAAUACAAUUAAAAAUUGAUAACAAUAUAUAGUAAUCCAAUUAUUUAACUUGAUGUCACCGUUUAAAUUGAAAUACUGACUUUUUUAUUAAGUUUAAACUAGCAAGAGCUACAAAGUCGCAAAAAAAUAAAAAUAAAAAUAAAAAGCAAAGAGCUACAAAAUAAAUUUCAAUCUUAAUUCAUAUCAGAAUAUAAAUAUACAAAUCUCCAUAAUAUUUUUAGUUAUACGGAAAAAAUUAUUAUGACUCAAUAACAAAAGAAUUAUCAAUCUUACUAACUAGACAUGCAAAAAAAUUCUUUUAUCAGUAAUAUAUAUUUAUGCCUUAGGCUUCUUCACUCCUCCCCACUACGAUUCAUCUCUCUGCAUCCUCCGACUUGUCAUUUUCGUUCAUCAUCAACGACGGAGCAAGUGAAGACCUCUUUGUGAUGCAUUUCCAUGCUUGACCCUUGUUCCUUUUCGAUUAGUAAUCAAUUAAGGAGAUGCAGAUAGAAAAGGAACAGAGUAUCAAAACCCAGGUAUGAGGUAUAUAUGAGAGACCCACACUUUAAAAACCAGGUAUAUAUUAUUCUCGUGUUUACAAGCGAUUAUAUUUUGAACUAGAUCAUCGACUCCAGUAUGCUUAGGAAUCAAUAUCGAUAUUCCAAUAUUAUUGAGCCUUUCGUUGAUAUAUAGGGUGAUUCCUAAGUUUUUUUUUCAAACUAAUCUUUUCCUGACAUUUGUGCAGGUCAAAGUGUUGAAGCACAAGAGAAGAUAGUGGACGAUGAUAAAACAUUGCCAAUAAUAAAGACAUUUUGUAGAUUUUUAUUUACGUUCAUAUAGCAGAUUGCAAUUUUACCGUGUAUAAAAUCCUAUAAUUUAAUGGAGUGUAUCCUUUCGAUCUGUUUUGGAUCUUGAUGUUCAAUUUGUUUUUACUAGAUGUGUACGGAUAUAGAUAGUGUCCUUGGAUUUAAUUCCAAAAGAAACAUAUUCUAGGACAUCAAUCUCCACAAACGGCAACUAUGACGAAAUUACAGAGAUUAUUAUUUGCUAGACAGAUUGCGGAAAAGAUAUUUAACGUAUCAUAAUUAUUAUUUCCACAAAAAAAUAAAAUCAAAAUUUAAUUUCAAGCAAAGGUAAUUUUUGAAAUAUUGUACGAAAUUUUCGUUUACAGUUUCCUACAGGAAUCUUUCCACCGAAGAAAAAUAAAUGAUUUGAUGCAGUUAUCACUAUGGAACCAUAUAUUAUUCGAAUUUGGUUAUUAUUAAUAAUUUUUGAAAAUAUGAUUUAAUCAAUUACGACAAUUUCUUCUGAGCAUUUUGCUAUGAUUAAAUGCAAUUGUAGCUGUAUGCAAAAUUUUAGGUACACAACCAAUUACUUUCGUGGCUAACUUUUAGCUGCGACAUAGGGGGAAGUGACUGUAUCCCGCCCCUUAAUGGCCUAUUCUUCAUGAGGGAUCCAAGAAAAAUAGUUAUUAAGG